GGGCUAACAUUUUAUUCCUUUCCUUGUGAAAGGCUUCCUUUCGGCUAACAUUUAUUAAUUCCUUUCAUUGCUAAAGGCUAACAUUUAAUUCCUUUCAUUACGAAAGGCUAACAUUUAAAAUUCUUUUCAUUGCGUCACGAAAACUAAAAUUUUAUCUUUUUUUAUAUUAAAUAAAAAUAGGAAAAAUAAAGAAUCCUUGCUGCCAUAGAAGUAAUCUACAUAAAUUAUCUCUAUUUUUCGGAUUGAAGAUUAAGGAUAUAAAAUCAAAAGAGAUUAAUGAGUGGAUGAAAGCUACAUUCAAAUAUGACUUUAAUCAUUUACGGAUUUAUUCAUUUUAAGUCUGUCGAACAAACAAAUAAAUUCUUUAAUUUCGUAAAGAAAAAAGAACUUAUUGGGCCACAUAGGAAAUAUAUUAAGUUUAAAUUAUCAACGGCAAAUCCAACAGAAAUUAAUAUUGGUGACAUAGAAUUUGUUGGUCCCUCGAAAAAAAAUCAAAUAGAAUUAAAGAUAAAUUCAUUUUUCAAACAAUCAAAAGGAAAUACAGCGUCGAAUAAAAAUAAUGCACAAAAUUCAUCUAUUGGUAAAGGAAAUAUGGCGUCAAACAAUGCACAAAAUCCAUUUAUUGAGAUGGAACGAAAGAUCUUAGAGUUAAGAUUAAAAAAACAAAAUCUAGAAAUUGAAUUAUAUGAACAGGAAGAAAAAAUUAAAAAAAUUAAAGAAAAUCUUCAAAAAGUCGAAGAUCUUAAAACUUUGAUUCAAUUUAAGUAG
This is a messenger RNA of Rhizophagus irregularis DAOM 181602=DAOM 197198, 768 nucleotides long. The record is from RefSeq and is a predicted model, not a curated record. NCBI's taxonomy places the organism in Eukaryota, Fungi, Glomeromycota, Glomeromycetes, Glomerales, Glomeraceae.